Stegostoma tigrinum is the source of this 2513-nucleotide messenger RNA. Its product is annotated as WD repeat-containing protein 70. Gene Ontology annotation, biological process: regulation of DNA double-strand break processing. The record is from RefSeq and is a predicted model, not a curated record. Gene Ontology annotation, cellular component: site of double-strand break; nucleus. Lineage: Eukaryota; Metazoa; Chordata; Chondrichthyes; Orectolobiformes; Stegostomatidae. Gene Ontology annotation, molecular function: protein binding. The coding region runs from base 92 to 2131 and encodes 679 amino acids. The transcript has 20 exons.
CGAUUGUCGAGUUGAUCCGGGUCAGAGUACGUGACAAUCUGCGCAGAGAGGAAUCGGUGAGGAAGAGGGGAAGGUUUCAGCUGACAUUGAAAUGACCGAUCCUGACGUUGGUGCCAUAAUGGGAUUCUCCGGGUUUGGAAAGAAGGCAAGAACCUUUGACUUGGAGGCUAUAUUUGAACAGACUCGUCGUACUGCAAUUGAAAGGAGCAGGAAAGUGCUGGAGGAGGAGAGAAGCGUGGAGAGGCCCUACGAGCCAACAAGCUGUGCUGGGAGAUCAGGUUCCCCCUCCAGGAAAGGCCACACUGGAGAUUCGACCAGAUCACCUGGUGACAGUGAAAGUGGAUGUGAUGACACGGACAAUGAAAGCGAAAAAUCUGGACCCACGUUACCAUCGCAGAUGUGUAGAUUGGAUGUUGAGGGGGAAAGCCCUGUGGGCCCCCCGUUACCCCUGGGAUAUGGUAAACAGCAAUGUGAGACUGAUGAAGAGGAUGAUGAGGAGGAGGAGGAUGAUGAAGAUGAAAACCCAUUGAAACGCAUUCCAGACUCUCAUGAAAUCACACUCACCCAUGGCAAAAAAACGGUGUCAGCACUGGGACUGGAUCCUUCGGGGGCGCGGCUCGUCUCCGGGGGCUACGAUUAUGAGGUGAAGCUCUGGGACUUUGCUGGAAUGGAUGCUUCACUACAGGCCUUUCGAUCAUUGCAGCCCUGUGAAUGCCAUCAGAUUAAGUCGUUGCAGUACAGCUCAACAGGCGAUGUGAUUCUGUGUGUGGCUGGAAGUGCCCAGGCCAAGGUGUUGGACCGUGAUGGCUUUCAGGUGAUGGAGUGUGUGAAAGGCGAUCAGUACAUUGUUGAUCAAGCUAAGACCAAGGGUCACACAGCCAUGCUGAAUAGUGGAGUUUGGCAUCCAAAAAUCAAGGAGGAAUUUGUUACUUGUUCAAAUGACGGAAUGUGGACAUUGUCGGCAAGGAGCGGUGAGAGAGGGCUGGAAUUCGGACAACUGCUUCCUGAUGCAGGUUUGAGGUGGAAACAUAGGCAGCUGGAUGCCAAGGCCCUGAUUGAUGGGAGAUCAACCCAAUUCAGCAGAACAGUGCGCACUUGGGACAUGAACACUGAGAAGAAACACAAAAGUAUUUUCAAGCCACGUUCCGUUCAAGGGAAGCGAGUCAUUCCCACCACAUGCGUGUACAGCAGAGAUGGCAAGUUAAUUGCAGCUGCGUGUCAGGAUGGUUCUAUUCAGAUAUGGGACCGGAACCUCAACGUUCAUACCAAGUUUCAUAAUCGACAGGCACAUGUUCCUGGCAGUGACACCUCCUGUCUUAGCUUUUCAUAUGAUGGCAACACCCUGGCAUCCCGUGGUGGAGAUGACACCAUUAAAAGCUGGGAUAUGAGGAAUUUCCGGAAUCCCUUGAAUGUAGCAUCUGGUCUGCCCAACAUCUUUCCAAUGACAGAUUGCUGCUUCAGCCCUGACGAUAAGCUACUGGUAACUGGAACAUCAGUGAAGAGAGGACAGGAGAAUGGAAAACUGGUGUUCUUUCACAGAGAAACAUUUCAAAAAUUGUAUGAGAUUGAGGUCACUGAUGCAAGCGUUAUCCGAUGCUUGUGGCACCCAAAGCUGAACCAGAUCAUGGUGGGGACAGGAAAUGGAUUAGCAAAAGUCUACUAUCAUCCAGUCAAAAGUCAAAGAGGGGCUAAACUUUGUGUUGUGAAAACAAAGCGAAAAGCAAAGCAGAGUCAGACUGUCACACAGGAAUACGUCAUUACACCCCACGCCCUGCCCAUGUUCCGGGAACCCAGGCAGAAGAGCACCAGGAAACAGUUGGAGAAAGAUCGUCUUGAUCCUGUGAAAUCCCACAAGCCGGAACCUCCAGUAUCUGGACCAGGGCGUGGUGGGCGUGUUGGUACUCAUGGUGGAACAUUAUCAUCAUUUAUCGUGAAGAAUAUUGCUCUGGAUAAAACAGAUGACAGCAACCCGCGUGAAGCUAUCUUACGCCAUGCAAAAGAAGCCGAACAAAAUCCAUACUGGGUGGCUCCAGCCUAUGUGAAGACCCAGCCACAUGCUGUGUUUGCAACCCCAGAGGCUGAGGAAGAGGUGGAGGAUGAUGAGCCUGAGUGGAAGAAGCGCAAACUAUGAGCACAAUGUGAACCUUGGACUUUUGGCCAGUGAGGUGGCUGCAACCAUGACCGGUUUCACAUCUCUGUUACCAGUUUCUAUAUUUGGCACAGCAUCAGGACUUAUCGAGAUAUGAGUUGAGGGAGGUGGAUAGUGAACGAAUGAGUGUAGGAUAUUGAGAUAUUUUGGGUUAUAUUUGAUGAAGAGUGCGUUUUAUAGGGUUGGGUGAAUCAGUUGAUUUGGGAAAGGAUGGGGAACGAAGGAGAUUAAUAUACUGACUGCCUUUUUGUUUUGCCAAUGCUGUCACAUGUUCUGUUGUUAAACUUUUUCCCUUGUUCUGUUCUGAUUUAUGUUAAUAAAAUCUGAUGCUGGAUAAUUCAGCCUCUGAGCUUAAGUUAAAUAA